AUGAGCCGAGCCAACGACGAGCACUUUUGCAAUAUCUGCCAGACGAGGAUCAGGCACCCCAAGACAUUCAUCGCUCACAUGGCGCAACAUCACAGGGUUGCCGAGGCGAACGCCGUCCAGGCGGGCGGACCCUCUGGGGGAGUAGGUGAUUCGGGCGAGGCAAAUGCGGGAGCCGGAAGGGUGGAAGAGGCGGGUGUGGGAGAAGUGACAGGGGGAGAAGUGACGACGGGGGAGGCGACGGUGGGUGAUGCGCUGGUGGGAGAGGUGACGGUGGGAGAGGCGACGGGGGAGGAGGCGGGUGAAGAGGACGCGGAGGGCGAGAUCGACGACGAAUACGGCCGCGGCGCUAGCUCAUCUAGCGCAGCGAGCACCACCCUCCCACCAUUCAAUCACCUAUUCGGCGCGGCGAGCACAACCCUCCCCGCCUUCGGCCGCGACAUUCUCCUAUCCAGCGCGGCAGACGCCACCCUCCCCGCGCCCGGCCGCAACAUCCAUCAUCACAGUGCGGCGAGCUCCACCCUCCCGCCUCUCACCCAUCACCCUCUCCCACCUCCACCUAGCCACGACACAUUCAACGCGGCGAGCGCCACCUUCCAUGCAGCCGAUAGCGGGUCGACGGCGGCCGGCGGUGCUUCGGGGAACGACGGACUCAACGCCGCCCCCACGGACGCCAGCAACAGCUGGCUUCAGGAUAGCAGCGCCGAACCGGCAAUGGACGAGGCUGCCAUCAACGAGGCCGCUGCAUACUUCAGAGGGUAUCAAGAUGGAUACCAGCAGCGCGGCAUGGAGGCAGGCGUCAGCCGCGUGGGGUGGGGGGGAGCAUACCAGUCAGCCUGA
Jaminaea rosea is the source of this 837-nucleotide messenger RNA. RefSeq lists its product as hypothetical. The transcript has 2 exons. The coding region runs from base 1 to 837 and encodes 278 amino acids. The record is from RefSeq and is a predicted model, not a curated record. NCBI's taxonomy places the organism in Eukaryota, Fungi, Basidiomycota, Exobasidiomycetes, Microstromatales.